UUCUUUGAAUAGCUUCUACUCUUCUUCUCCUUUUCUCUUACUUUUGUUUUAAUCUCAUUAUCUUUAUAACACGUUUCUUCACACUUCCUUGCUUUCCUCUUGCUUCUUCUUUCUUCUUUCUUCCUUUUGCCGUGGGUUUGACUUAAUAAAAUCAUUAUUUUCAUUUGGCAAGUCAAUCAUUUUGCCAUUUAUUUCAUUAAUUUUAUAACAAACCAUAAAUUUUCUCAUUUUAAUAGUUCAAUAAUCAAGUCAAAGAUUCCUUUGCUCAUAAUUUUUUUAUUUUCAUUCUCAUCUAAUUCAAGUGAAAUAAUAGUGGCUGGUGGAAGGUCUUUUCUAGAGUCUUGCAAGGAGUCUCUAUCAUCCUUCAAAUCUUAUAAUUUACCUGCAAAUUGUUGAGCCGUGUGGGCCCUACCAUUUUUAUUGCUCAGCAACCACACUUUUAUUCACGCCGCUGGUUUCUUAACACAACAAUUAAACAUUGUAUCCAUGAGCAUACACCUUAAGAAUUAAGAUGGCAUGAACAAGAAAAGGGUUGUGAGUCAUGGCAGAGUUUGCAGUAAGCUUUGCUUUACAACACUUGGGUAACUUGCUUGUCCAAGAAAUCAAAUUGUUGACAAAUGUAAAGACAGAAGUUGAAAGCAUCAAAAGAGAAUUGGAGUUCAUCAGAUCUUUCCUCAGGGAUGCAGAUGAAAGGGCAGCAGAGGAAGAAUCAGCAGAAAGAAAUGGAGGCGUCAUAAGUACUUGGGUAAAACAAGUGAGGGAAGAGGCUUAUCAUAUUGAAGAUGUCCUGGAUGAGUACAUGUUGAAGGAGGCAAAACUUCCUCGUGGCAGUGGUCUCAUUCGUUUCCUUAAAAAAUUGUGUUGCAUCAUAAACAAACUGAAAGUGUGCCAUGAGAUUGAAGAUAUCAAAUUAUCACUUGAUGAUAUAAGGAGAAAAGCAGACUCUUAUAACUUCAGGUCCAUAGAUCAAAGAUCAAGCAGUGGGACAGGAGAUAUUGUACCUCAUGACUCUCGUGUUGGCUCCUAUUUCAUCCCUGAGGAAGAAGUUGUGGGCAUCGAAUCUACUAGAGACAAAUUGAUUGGCUCGUUGGUGAGUGGGACAUCCCACCGCUCAGUGUUUGCAGUGGUGGGCGAAGGAGGACUAGGUAAGACCACUCUUGUCGGAAAAAUUUAUGACAAUGAUACUGUGAAAAAGCAUUUUGAUUGCCGGGCUCGCAUCACGGUUGGGAAAGAAUACAUGAAGAAUGAUCUUUUGAGGGCAAUUAUUCGUCAGUUUUACAGUGUGAAGAAGAAUGAUCUUUUGACUGCUCCGGUGGAAACACGGGAAAUGGAAGAGAGCCAUCUGAUCGAAACGCUGAACGAACAAUUAAAGGACAAGUGUUACUUGCUUGUGUUUGAUGACGUAUGGAAAACUCAAUUUUGGGGAGAUAUAGAGCAUGCUCUAAUUGAUAACAACAAAAGCAGCAGGAUAAUAAUCACGACGCGGAACAAGGAUGUUGCUUAUUCAGUUCCUUCUGUUAAUGUAUGCCCGCUUCAACCUUUGCCUUCAGAUAAGGCGUUUGAACUUUUUCGCAGAAAGGCUUUUGGCCCUCAAGGGUCUUGUCCCCCAGAGUUGGAGAAAUUGUCUCAUGACAUCCUUGGGAAAUGUGAAGGUUUACCAGUAGCAAUUGUUGCCGCGGGUGGUCUGCUCUCAAACAAGAACAAAGAUGCAUUAGAAUGGAAAAGGUUACGCGAUGGCUUGGGCACACAGUUAGGAAGAGAUUCCCAUUUUAAAGAUUGCAACAGAGUUUUAUUGGAAGGUUAUUACAGUCUACCUCAUCACCUCAAAUCUUCUCUCUUGUACUUUGGUUUGUUUCCUGAAAGCCACUCAAUUAAUUGUGCAAGGCUGAUUCGGCUGUGGAUUGCUGAGGGCUUUGUUCCGUACUCCAACAGCUCUACAUCUGAACAAGUAGCUGAAGAAUUCUUAAGCGAUCUCAUUAACAGAAGCUUGGUUCAAGUGGUAAAGAGAGAUUCGGUUGGAAGACCAAGAGUUUGCCGUGUGCAUGAUCUGAUGCACGAGAUUAUACUCAGAAAGACUGAUAAUUUGGGAUUCUCUACCCUUGUGAACGGGGAGGGCUCAAGUCGCUAUUGGAAAACUCGACGCAUUUCAAUAAAUGGAAGUACUGAUGGCGUUCUUGAGAGCAUCAAGAACUCGAAGAUUCGUUCUGUUUUUCUUUUCAAUAUAGAUAAAAUGCCAGAGUCUUUUCCAUCUGCACUUAUUGCUGGUUUUGAGCUUAUAAAAGUGUUAGAUUUUGAAGAUGGUCCACUAGAGUCUCUUCCUGAAGGAGUAGGAAACCUCUUCCAUUUGCACUACUUGAGUGUGAAAAAUACUAAAGUAAAAGUACUUCCCCAGUCCAUUGGUAAGCUUCUCAACUUAGAGACCUUAAAUUUGAAGUGUUCUCUUGUAAACGAGCUUCCAGCUGGGAUCAAGAAUCUUAAAAAAUUGCGUUAUCUACUGGCAUGCGGUGUCGACAGUUCUUAUAAUUAUAAAACGGUAAAAGUAGCCGAGGGGUUGGGCUCUUUACUAGAUCUGCAGAAGCUUGGUUAUGUCGAUGCCAACUUUGUAGUACUCAAAGAGCUUAGGAAGCUAAGCCAUCUGAGAAAGUUAGCAAUUAAGAUGCCAAAUGGAAAUGAAAAGGAUUUGUGUGCUUGCAUUGAGAAUAUGGAAAAACUUGAAAGCCUGGUAAUAUCUUCUACAAGUAGAGAAGAAAUUCUUGACAUAGAAUCCAUGGCUUCUCCUCCUAAAUGUCUUCAGCGCAUCUACUUAAAGGGAAACAUGAAGAAGCUGCCAAACUGGGUCUUUAAACUUAAAAAUAUUGUCAGAAUUGUUUUGAAUUUGUCAGGAUUAACUGAUGAUCCCAUGAGAGUCCUUCAAGCCGUGCCUAAUUUAUUGGAGCUUAGGCUGUGUGAGACAUACCAUGAGGAGCAAUUACAUAUCAAAGAAGGUUGGUUUCCAAAACUGAAAACUUUGUUCCUCGUUGACUUUAAAAGAGUAGAAUCCAUGAUGAUAGACAAUGGUGCAAUGCCUAACCUUGAAAGCUUAAUGAUUAAACGAUGCCCACAAUUGAAAGAGAUUCCAGUUGGAAUUGAGCAUCUGAGAAACCUUGAGCUUCUUGAGUUUCAUUUCAUGUUGAGAAACAUUUACCGUAUGAUAAAAGACGAGAAGUGGGAGAAAGUUACCCAGCAUAUAUUGGAAGUCUAUGCCACUUUCAUGUUUGCAGGACAUGUCGAUAAAGUCACUACAAAGUAUCUUUCGUCUCUCUCGACUGCGCAUUUUGAAGCAAUAGAGCAGUGUAACUAGUCUCAAGUCAUCCCAAUUGUGAAGAAAAGAUUUAGUAUCUUGAAGACUAAGGAUAAGACUGCUAUGGCUUCUUCCUGUUUCAAGUUUACCGGUGUGUAAUAUCUACUGUAUGCUUUUUUAUUGCUGCUGCUGCCAUUGUACUGUCAAUCAACUGCCGAGUUCUAUUAAUUUUUAUUGAUCACAUGAUCAUAAGCUCCUA
Messenger RNA from Mangifera indica (mango), 3539 nucleotides. RefSeq names its product disease resistance protein RPM1-like. The record is from RefSeq and is a predicted model, not a curated record. Gene Ontology annotation, biological process: defense response to other organism. Lineage: Eukaryota; Viridiplantae; Streptophyta; Magnoliopsida; Sapindales; Anacardiaceae. The coding region runs from base 542 to 3340 and encodes 932 amino acids. Gene Ontology annotation, molecular function: ADP binding. The transcript has 2 exons.